Molecule: messenger RNA, 1074 nt
Organism: Coprinopsis cinerea okayama7#130
Lineage: Eukaryota; Fungi; Basidiomycota; Agaricomycetes; Agaricales; Psathyrellaceae
Exons: 8
Coding region: 1-1074 (357 amino acids)
Biological process (GO): medium-chain fatty acid catabolic process; medium-chain fatty acid biosynthetic process
Molecular function (GO): monoacylglycerol lipase activity; acetylesterase activity
Source: RefSeq, a predicted model, not a curated record
AUGGGUGCCGUUCUGUCUACCAACCUCAAGGCCUCAAGUUCUGGCUCAGAGAGCAACUCCGUCAUCCACUUUCCCGACCAACCCACUCUCCUACCUGUGAAAAACGGCGACGAGGAAGAAGUCCAGCAUGUUCCACUACGGACAUUAAUCGAAACACACUGCCCAAGCCUCUUCCGUCCGUUCAAACCGUUGUGGUACCUCUUCAAGUGCACACUAUAUUGCGUCUUUGGAGACUUUUCAAAGCACGAUCGAAUGGGUUACCUUCGGCGGUAUAUCAAGACCGCAGACGGCGGAACGAUUGGACUCGAUUUUGCACCCGUUGAUCAAGGUUCGGUCCCAGACGAUGCUCCCGUUAUUGUCGUACAGCACGGCCUUACAGGAGGAUCGUACGAGCCAUAUGUUCGGGCAGUGCUCAGUCGCGCGUGUAAGCCUGUGAGCGAAGGAGGGCUAGGGUAUCGAGCGGUAGUGAUCAACUUCAGAGGAUAUAUCUUGGAGAAGAGAGAGAAGCAACUAGGCUGCAUUCAACAUGUGCUCUCGCAUGCCCUUCUCCCAGCCGUGGAAUCUAAAGGCAAACAAUCAUGGCUCAAAAAUCCAACAUUGGAAAUGUUCGACGAGUGUUUCACGCGUAUCGCCGGAGGCCCAGCACCCCACUUCCCAUUCAAAAAUUCGGAAGAGUACUACAUCUGGGGCUCAAGUGACCAUAUCGUCGAACAUAUCACUGUCCCUUUCCUCGCCAUCAAUGCUGAUGAUGACCCCGUUGUGCGACAUGUCCCUAUGGAUGGCAAAGGAAAUGGAAAGGUCGUCAUGCAACUGACCAAAGGGGGCGGGCAUUUGGGUUGGUUCGAAGCAGGAGAUGGGCGUGUGGAGAGAUGGACGACGCAACCAGUCCUCGAGUGGCUGAAGGUGAUGGGAAAGGUUGUUCACGAGCAUCACCACUCGUCCCCCAAACUUUACAUCGAUGGAGAAGGUUGGCUAUGUGAAGAAGGUCGCGACCACAUCAGGUGUAAGGAGUUGGAAGAGUGUCAUGUCGUGAAUGGUAAUGGUGGGGAGACCGGAAUUCUCCAGGGGCUGUGA